AUGCUUUCAGCCACCGAAAGAGAAGAAACCGAUCAAGAAGUCGCAGCUUUUAUGGCCGAGUUUGACCACAUGUUUGGAGACCACAAUGAAGGUAUCUUGAAUGAUGAUGCUUCAAAGAGUGGCACUUCAAGCGACGACACCUCAGCAAAUGAAACAAACACUCAAGGCACAAAGAAAGGCACACAGGAGGAUGCUUCUUUCGAAAAGUCGUCAGUCAGACGCGACAGAUUCGCGCACUUGAGCCCGGAGCUCGCCUCCCACGCCAGAGCAAUCGAACGCUACAAUUUUCUGAAGAGUCACUGUCCCUGGAGCCAGGAUGAAGCAUUUCUGAACAUGAUGUGUUCGCUGCACAAUCACCCACAGACAAUGGGUCUCCCACCUAGUUCAACUGAGCCUUUGGCCGAUGAGUCACCCGAGAAAGAUGAAGGGACAAGUCUGCGGGAGAGUCAGACCGAUGUCCAUGCUGAGACCAAGUAGACUUUAGGACAUAUCCGUGGAGGGAUGCUUUGCAGUAGGAGAGAAAUGAGGAGGAAUCAUGAGGGCAGCAGUCGAGUUACGGGAGAAACUGAGUUGUGUGCUCAGUUUAAAGUUUCUUGGUUAGAUUAUAGACAAGACGUCACUCCC
Messenger RNA from Fusarium verticillioides 7600, 624 nucleotides. RefSeq lists its product as hypothetical. The record is from RefSeq and is a predicted model, not a curated record. The transcript has a single exon. NCBI's taxonomy places the organism in Eukaryota, Fungi, Ascomycota, Sordariomycetes, Hypocreales, Nectriaceae. The coding region runs from base 1 to 477 and encodes 158 amino acids.